CUCCCUCGUGUUGUUGUUUUGCUUUUGAUCGUUUUUCUUGUGCAACGCAAGGCAAGGCAAUUUGGAAUCUGGCUGUCAGCCGAAGAUGUCUUCACCUACCCAAGAUCAGGAGAGUGAUGCUUUGGCCCUGUUAGCUCUAAAAUCAGGCGCUAUUAAUCCUAUGAAACAAAUGUGGGCCGGUGUCAACACUGUGACUCCAAUAGCUAAACUUGAAGGUCGCGAGUUCGAAUAUUUGGUUCGGCAGAGUCGGAUUAUCAUCGGACGAAACAGCAGUCUUGGGAGCGUAGACGUCAAUAUGGGCCAUUCCAGUUUCGUUUCGAGGAAGCACUUGCAGAUAAAAUUUGAAAAUCAGGAAUUCUAUCUCAGCUGCAAUGGGAAGAACGGAAUAUUUGUUGACGGUGUUUUCCAUCGACGAGGUGCUCCUCCACUGAAACUACCCUACGUUUGUGUACUACGAUUUCCAUCCACGAAUGUGAAAGUUCGUUUCACGUCGUUGGUUGGUGACAACACUCCGAAGCGCGUACCGAGUCCCCCAAGAACAAAAGUUUUACCACCUCUGCGCAUAAACAUCCCGCAAUCAGAUUCUAACUUCGCCUCUCCUAUUCCAUCUCCAACAGGAACUAUAAGUGUGCCAAACUCCUGUCCUACUAGUCCCCGUGGAGAUGCCAAUCACACCUAUGCUCCAAACUUGCAUGCUGUGGCAGAGUUAGCUGCACAAGACGUCCAAGCUUCUACAGAGGAUGACAAACCCAACCCCCCUGGAGGGGAGGCAGGCAGCAAAGAUGACGGCAAGCCACCCUUCUCAUACGCUCAGUUGAUAGUUCAAGCAAUAUUAUCUGCGCAUGAUAAGCAACUAACUUUGAGUGGUAUCUACACUCAUAUCACCAAAAACUACCCUUAUUAUCGCAGUGCUGACAAAGGCUGGCAGAAUUCCAUUCGUCAUAACCUAUCAUUGAACCGCUAUUUUGUGAAAGUACCACGUGCACAGGAUGAACCAGGAAAAGGCUCCUUCUGGCGGAUUGACCCAUCAUGUGAGCAGAAGCUAGCAGAGCAAGCAUUCCGGAAACGUCGACAGCGAGGUGUACCAUGUUUCAGACCACCUUUCUCUCAACUGUCUUGCAGGUCAGCACCAGCAUCUCCCACUCAUGGUCUUCAGUUUCAUGCUCCCUCUGCUCCAGUGACUCAUGUACCACGAGAGAACUCCCCAACCAAAACGGUGACCCAGGCAGUUGAUGCUACAGGAUCUCAAGCCAAACCAACCCCUACCUCACCUCCUAUCAUUCCAGCAUCUGGACUUCCACCUCCUGUGCCCUCUUUACCUCCAACAGCCCUCAAACAAUCAGCCGCAUUACAGGCAAUUGCUGCACAAAUGGCAGGAGCUGCUCUGCCUGUCAGCGUGAUCAAGUCUUCUUUGGAGGCUGUGAAGGAAGGGGAUGGAGCUGAGUCUGAGAAGAAUGGAUUUUCUCAGUCGUCAGGAGAUGAGUCGCCUGUAGAGAACACUCUUCAACCAGAUGCAAAAACAGCUGGCAACAAACCUGUGAUCUCUACUUUAGUAAACCCAAUACAACAACCAACCCAACAACAAGUACAAAAACUACAACAAGAUAAAAAACAACACCAAUUGCCACAACAGCAGCAGAUUCCUCUUCAGUUUUUAGCAGGAGCAGCUGCUCCUAGUGCAGGUGGCUUGCUCACUCCCAUUCCUACACCAACAAAUGUCUCUCCAACUGGCACUCAGGAUAUGUCAGUCAAACCACAGAUCCCAAAAGUUCCCAACCCUCUGCCACUUCCUAUCGUAACAACUGGAGCACUCACUCCUGACUCCUCUCCUCUUGGGGUGUUGUCUCCAGCUGCCACUACAGCUGCAGUUUCCAUGGCAAUGAAUGGUGCCAAGCGAUCAUUAAGCACAAGUCAACCAUUGACCAACAGUGAAGAAGAACAUGAAAUAAAGCGUCAAAAAUUAUCUCAGCCAAGUGCUGCAUUUCAGGGUAACCAUUCCCAACCAGACUGCUGAUAAAGGAAAGCUCUAGCCUUCACACACAUCAACUUUCUCAAGGUGUUAAGGCUGCUAAGUUACUGCCAUUAUUGUUGUGUACAGUUAGUAGUUAAGGCACCAAUCAUUUAUCGCAGACAUAGCGACUGACCAGAAAUCAGAAAUCAUCAGAUGAGGAGGUGUUUGACAUGUUAACAUACACUUGACAGGACCAGGUGUAUUCUUUAAACAACAGUUUUUUUCCUGAUUUCAUGCUUAUAAAGUUGUGAAAUGUGUUUUGCAAAGUGUGAAAGAUGAAAGCUACCAAGCGUCAUGGCACUAGACAUCGUGAGUGGACUAGUGGUGAAUUUUGGGAACCUGCUUGUUGGUCUGAGGUGAAAAAACAAUGGGCACUGGACUAAGUGAUGUCUUGUGCAGAGAAACAAAUGUUCUGUUUAACUGGUAUCAUUUAUUAGCAUGCAGAGCACUUCAAAGGGUGAGAAGUUAAAGAUCAGAAUGAACAAGUUAGGAUUGUACAAUACCUAAGCAUGUGUACAGAUGCCAUUUUUCUGUUGAGAGUGGAAUGGUUGUCUCUAAGUGGGCUGGAUCUACAAAACAUACAAUGAAGUUUAUAUCGGGAUAUAUCCACUGAGAUGCGUGAAUAAUGUAUGCAACCACCUUACAACAUUACAAAGCUGCAGCACAUUGUGUGUUGGGCUUUCAACAUGUUUUUUUGGGCUUCGUUGCUGAUCAGAAUACUGGUAUUCUUAUAAAUUAUCAGGGAAAUGUGUUUAAAUGUGAACAUUUCAUAUGAGUAUGCUUAGUUCUUACCCUGUCAAAUGGUAAUUAUAAUUUAGCUGUUCUUAAAUACUUUGAAAGUGUUUCAUUCUUGAAAGACUGGGUUUUGCUCUCAAGGAAGUUAUUAAUGUAAGGCCUAGCAGGAUGUAUUGACAGAAUUGACAGUGAAGAAAGCCAAAACAGUUUCAGGUGUUAUCUGUGCAAAGUUGUAGCUAUUUGGUCUUCAUUAAAUCUUCCUAUGUCCCAUGGUGCAAUGUUCAGUUUUUUUUAGAGCUUGCAAAUAAUUCAUGCUGUUGCUGAGUUCAGGCUGAAAAGAUCAAGGCAGGGUUGGCAUUUCUCUCUCAGGUGCAUGAAUGCUUUAUUUCUUCUUCUGUAAGUUAAUCACUGAAUUCUGUUACAACUGAAGUAUUGAGUAGAAAAUGAAGGUUCAUACUUUUUUUGCUGUGAGGAGCUGUCCUAUAAUGAAGCAGAAUUGACAUUUUAAGUUUUAGUAAUAUUUGGAUCUUACAGGAAAAAAAAAACUGAUACAUAUUUCCUGAAAGGCCAAAACAAGAGAGGAAAUUUAAAUGUGUUAUUACAAUCAUGAUAGAUUUAUGUUAAGCUCUUCUUUUUUAAAACAAAUUUCUAUGAGUGUCCCCAGAAACCUUUUCAUUAAAUUAUUGAAUUAAGAAUUGUUUCCCAUGGAAAAGAACUAUCAUAGGGCAACAACCAUAGCAGAUCAUUAUUAACUAAAACAUUAUUUCACAAUUCAUCUUUCACCAUGUGAGUCAUGAAAAAGUCAGUGUGAUGAUAAUACAGCAUUAUAUUUGUUCAGUAAGGUUGGAGUAGCAUAGAUAUGUUUUAAGGGUCACAGCAACACUCAUCCAUCAAAUUGAACUCCAUUGUUAUAAAAAUUGCAAAUUGAAAUUAUAAUUUUUCUAUGGCCUCUUGGAUCCCAACUUAGAUGUUGUACAAAUGGUGGCAACUCUCUAUCAGUUAGUGACGCACAUACAUGAAUGUCAGUCAGAUUAUUGUUGUAAGGUAUAUUUAAGUUAUCAUACUUUUAAUAAUAGUAGAUUGGUACCUAGGGUGGCAAGAUGGUCAAGGAACUUCUAGUAGUGUUAAAAAUGCCACGAUUACUCAUGGAAAAUUGUCGGUCAAAGGUGAUGAUCACUUUGUGGGGUCAGCAGUUGAAGAUCAGAUUAAGAAUUUUAUUUUCUCCUCCAGGUUCUCAACAUCUCCUUCAGAACAAGUUUAUUGAAGUUUGUGUUAUUUUAAGUAAACAUCUUUCUAAGUUUCUCCCUGUUCUCACUGCCUUCUUACGGAAUAGAAUUUGUGUGAAAAAGUUAUUUUUAAAUCUCCUUGGUAAAUGGUGGAGUGUAGUUUCCAAGUCUUGUUGAGUAAUGUGAAAUUGUCAGAAGCAGUAUCCUUUUCCUAUUAAGUUUUGAUGUAAUUUUUUUAUCUCAAAAAUGAAGAAAAGAUUUUAAUGAGUUUUCUAGUAAAUGCCACAACUACUCUUGUCAGCCAGUCUCUCAGUAUUUUGGGUACUCAAACAAACCCCAAUAGUUAUUAUUGUUAAAAUAAUUUAAAUUUGAAAUCAGGUAUUACAACUUAUGGAAAGUUCAGGGCCAAAGUUGUUUCUUUGACAAAAUUUAAACAGGAUUCUCUACCAUGGAUUGUCAAGCCUUAAUGGUGGACUGAUAAAUUAUUAAACUUCGUCUGUCUGGAAGAGUUAUUUGUGAAGUAUGAGUUAACUGAUCAUUAAAUGAACCUUUUGAAGGUGAAAA
This is a messenger RNA of Stylophora pistillata, 4536 nucleotides long. Its product is annotated as forkhead box protein K2. Gene Ontology annotation, biological process: regulation of transcription by RNA polymerase II. NCBI's taxonomy places the organism in Eukaryota, Metazoa, Cnidaria, Anthozoa, Scleractinia, Pocilloporidae. The record is from RefSeq and is a predicted model, not a curated record. Gene Ontology annotation, molecular function: protein binding; DNA-binding transcription factor activity, RNA polymerase II-specific; RNA polymerase II cis-regulatory region sequence-specific DNA binding.